AGCCUCUGCUUUACGGAACACCUUUAAAAGCAUUAUUUUACAGGAAAAACUAAGAAAUCACCCACGUAUGAUCGCCCGGGCACUUUAUACCACCAAAAGAAACUGUUCGCAGCGUUUAUCUAACAAAGAGUCAACCGAAUACGUGCACUCUUUACGUCCUUACGCGCUGCAACAGGUUUGACUUAUUGCGGGAUGCUUAUUUUUCACUAUACGGUUAUUUUUAUUCCUAAAUGCAAUGCAAAAAAAGACUCUACUGCACGGACAAAGUGGUUUUAAUGUGUUGAUUGAAUAUUCGCAGUGAGGUCCGCUGCUACUACUACAACAACUACUACUACUGCAACACCGGGGACAGGAGCAGAGAAUACCCGGGCAGAGGAGCUACUUUGUCGGCGUGGGACGGUGCGUUUUGCAGACUGGUUUCCAUGUUUAGAUGGUGCCAAGCAAGUGGAGCAUGAACGCAGUACUGCACAAGUCACCGCAACGGAGCUGGCUCGGGCUCAAGUUACGACUGAAUGAGAAGCCGGUGCAGGAGGAGGACUGGGUGCUGUGCCAGCAUCCAGAGUGCUCGGAGCGCAGGAGGGCCUCAAAGGUUUGCCAUCACCCAGACUGUCAGGAGCUGAACCAGCAGAGUCCCCUUCACCUGUGUGAGUCAUGUGACUCACGUCGCCACGACGACAGCUCCGACAUGCACUUUGACCGGCACCCACGCUUUGACCUGCACCCUCAAGCCUCGAUCCUGGCUCGGAACGUGUCGACGCGCUCCUGCCCCUCGCGCACCAGCGCCCCCUCUGACCUGGAGGAGGAGGAUGAGGUGGGCGAGUGCGGCGAGCGCAAAUCUGGAGGGAUGAAACUGGUCAAAAAGAAGCCAAGAAGACGACACACAGAUGACCCCAGUAAAGAGUGCUUCAGCCUCAAGUUUGACCUGAACGUGGACAUCAACACAGAGAUCGUACCGGCCAUGAAAAAGAAGACACUCAGGGAGGUUCUGGGCCCAGUGUUUGAGAGAAAUGGCAUCGAGCUGUCCAGAGUGGACCUGUUUUUGGACCAGUCCAACACGCCUCUGUCUCUCAACUUUGAGGCCUACCGCUUCGGGGGACACUACCUGAAAGUGAAAGCGCGCCCCGGUGACGAGCUGAAGGUGGAGCAGGGGGUGAAGGACUUGCGUUCUCUCAGUUUACCCAACAUGAAGGCGUCCGGCGCUCAGAGCCAGUUCAUCCUCACGCCCGGAGCGGAGAGGGAGAGGGCGGAGCACGGCUCACUGGGCAGGAAGGAGGGCAUCGACCUGCUGGGUCAGGCGAGGAGGAGGAAAAAUAUGACCGAGUUCUUGGGCGAGACGAACAUCCCGACCCCUGAUGCUCUGGGGCAGUUGGGGCAGAUGGGGCAGAUGGGACCGGUCGGGCAGAUGGGGGGGUCCCUGUCGCUGCCCCCUGGAUCCGCCGGAUCCGUCGGACCUGACACGUGGAAGAACAGAGCGGCCAGUCGCUUCAGCGGGUUCUUCAGCUCCAACGCAGGAGCAGGGUCGUUCGGAAAGGAGGUGGACCGCGUGGAGCAGCUGCAGAACAAACUCCAUUCGUACUCGGUGUUCGGUUUACCCAAAGUCCCUCGUCAGUUUGCCUUUCACCAGGACUCAUGGGAGGAGGAGGAGCAGGAGACAGAGCUGAGCCUGGAGGACAGCUGGCAGAGGCUGCUCGACCAGCCAGAGACGUUGACGAGGCGACAGUUCCACCAGCAGGAGGCGAUAUGGGAGCUGCUACACACUGAGGUCACCUACAUCAAAAAGCUCCGAGUCAUCACCGAUCUGUUCCUGUGCGGACUGCUGAACCUGCAAGAGAGUGGCCUCCUCACAGAAGUGGAGCCCACCAAACUGUUCAGUAACAUCCAGGAGAUCGUACGGCUCCACAGCGCCCUCUGGAGUCAGGUCAUGGUGCCUGUGCUGGAGAAGGCCAGACAGAACCGCGCCAUGCUGGACCCCACAGAACUGCACCAGGGAUUCAAGACGUUUGGGUCUCGUUUCCAGCCGUACAUCCGUUACUGCAUGGAGGAGGAGUCGUGUAUGGAGUACAUGCGCUCACUGCACAGGGACAACGAGCUCUUCAGGACCUACGUCACGUGGGCAGAGACACACAAGCAGUGUAACCGUUUGAAGCUCGCUGACAUGUUAGCCAAACCUCACCAGAGACUGACCAAAUACCCCCUCCUCCUCAAGAGCAUCCUCAAGAAAACCGACGAGCCAAGUGCACGUGACAUCGUCAACAACAUGGUGGCCACAGUGGAAGGCUUCAUCAACAGCGUGGACUCCCAGAUGCGGCAGAGACAGGAGCAGCAGAAACUGGCCACAAUCUCAGCGCGAAUCGACUCAUACGAGGCUGUAGAGGGCAGCAGUGAGGAGGUGGAGAAGAUAUUGAAAGAGUACAACCGCUUUGACCUGAUGGCUCCGAUGAGAGGGACGUCAUCGGAGGAGACGAGGCAGCUUCACCUGGAGGGGGCGCUGCGCAUGAAGGAGGGGAAAGACAGCAGGAUGGAGGUGUAUUGCUUCCUCUUCACCGACCUGCUCCUCAUCACCAAAUCAGUGAAACGAGUGGAGAAAGUGAAAAUCAUCCGCCAGCCUCUGCUCAUUCACAACGUGGUGUGUAAAGAGCUCAAAGACCCCGGCUCCUUUAUCCUCAUCUACCUCAACGAGUUCAAAAGUGCAGUGGCAGCCUACACUUUCCAAGCCAACAGCGCCACCCAGGGGAGAAGCUGGAUCGAUGCAAUCUGCAACGUCCAGAACCAGCUGCAGAGGCUGCGCAAUGAGGAGGUGGUCCGACAGCAGAACAGUGUGAAGAGCACCACAACAGAGGAAGAGGAGGAGGAGGAAGAGGAGAGCAGCAACUCUACAGCCAGCUCCCCCAGUCUGAGGCACAAGCAGAACUCAAGCCAAUCGGACGGCUCCACUGAAACCCUGUCAGUCAUGGACAUCGAUGAACCCUGCCUUCCGAUUUUAACCUUCACUGACACGACUAUAGAAAACACGACAGACUCCAGCGUCCACUCCCACCGCUCUCUCCCCACAAGCCUGCAAAGAGUCCUGUCCACCGUCUACUCCGAACCCGACCAGGACGGGGAGCUAGAAGGCAAUUUAGACCCCCAGUGCAGGUCUCUAUCCAUGGACAGCGCGUACGGGACCCUCUCUCCUGAAUCCUUACUCCGAGAAUUACAACCCCAGCAAGGCCAGAGCGAAGGAGAGGAAACAGAGGAGGAGGAGGUGGAGAGAGGAGACGAGGAGCUGGGAAAAGAGGAGCCAGGAAACGAAGAAGACGAAGAGGGGGAUGCGACUUCGCUGGGGUCGCAGUUAUCCGUAGUGCAGUCUUCGAAACCACGUAGAAAACCUGUGCAACCUAAACUUCACUGCUUACAAAGACUAUCUACGCUUUCUCGAUCUGAGGAUAAUCUUCUACAAAAGUUCCACAACACGCCAAAUAUUUCAACUUCAAACUCGCUGACUGUUAAAACGCAGGACCAAAAUUCAGAAACGCUCCUCGGGCACAGCCGUAGCAUGUCCGCGUUAGGCCAGAGCUACGUCGAGCUUAUCGCCAAUGAACUACUUGACCAAUCCGAUGACAGCUUGAACGUAAGCGCGCCGUCGGAAAAGCUUUGCGCUACUUUGAGGAGAGCGGAGGAGAGGCACAUGAACAGAACGCUGGUCGCCACGGGAGACGGGUCAGAGGGGUCCGACGGGGAAGCGGCGCCCUCUGGUGGCGGAGAGAGGAAAUGCGAGAGCGCGGGGGAGUCUGGAGAAGUGUCGUUGAAGAAAAAGAGGUCUCCAGUCCAGCAGCAUAAGAAGCUAACACUGGCCCAGCUCUACCGGAUACGCACAACCAUGGUCCUGAACUCCACCCUCACUGCCUCGGAGGUAUAACCACUCGCCAGCAGCCGUUUUGUGGCCUGAUCCGGACCGUGGAUGGACUGAACAUCUUGACAAAAAUGCACUCUCUGUCUGCCCUCUCUGCUCAUAUUUUUGUAUCUGGACUACGACCGUUCAAUCUCAUUACUUUGGAACAAUAACUACUUUCAUUUUUUGCUGUUGAACUGAAAAAAAAAUCCUCAAUAAGAAGAGAGAUGCGGGAGACACCAACUGCUUGCACUUUGAAGUAGCAUUUUGGAGCUGGGACUUUUAAGGUGGACCGGAGACAUUGACUGUAAAGGUGGGAACGAAAGGAUAAGGAACUGGCUCCACCUUAAGAAUCUUGAAUCUGCUUUCUGUUAAACCAGCACAGUACUACUCCUGAUUUUGCUUAAAGGAAAGAUUGCACACUUGUGUUGAACUUCACAAAAAUAUUAUAUGUUAAUAUGUGAAUGAAUUUGAAUUUUGACUGAACCAAAAAUUCCUGUGAAAAUUUAACACCCAAAGAUGAAAGUACCAAAAACCAAGCUAACGUUCCCUCACCUAGUCUCACGGUAACUGACCAUGUUGUUAAUCUUUUUGGGUUGAGGUGGCUAACAUUUCAAAGUUGUUUUGGUUAAUUCUCUGCACUACAUACACUUAUAAUAACUUCAACUCACCCUUAGUACCACAUUUUCACAAGAAAGAAAUCACAAAAACAUCAAAUCUUCAUGAAAUAAAAAUGACUUGAAUUCAGAAUAUCAACUGUUGUUUACAAGUAUUUAUGUAAAGCUUCACUGUGUAACUUCUCUGGAGCGGGGUAUGCCACCUUGUUUCCGUAGGUGUCAAAAAAUACCUUAAAUAACAAGCGUUUUUACAGUGAGCGGGCUCGCCACUUCACAGAUCUGAUCCGAAACUUGGCCUGGUGCCGUUAUCUGCUUGUUUCCGUGAAGAUAAAUGGGUAUAAUGCCGUAGUGUGGAACAUUCCGAUACAGACAAAAUAAUACAUUUUUAUGGAGACAUGCAAGUGGCAUACCUCGACCAGAAAAGUUACACAGUGCUCCUUUAAUAAUAGGCCUAGUUUAUGAGAUUUCUUAUUGGUUUAUAUCCAAAUAUCUGAUUACAAAUUUUACAUUUUCAUUCUAGGACUUGGCGUUUUCGUAACUACUACAAAAUUAUUGUAAUUGUAAUUAGAAAACAUUAUUUUAAAGGCGUUGUAUUUGAUUUUUACAGUUUUGAAAACGUGAAAAACAGAACUAGUUUGGUCCAAAGUUGAUCCUUUUCACAACUUUCAGGGACCAGUGUGGAGUUUUACCAUCACAUUACAACUACUAAUCAACAACUUGCAUGCUAACUCCACACUUCCUGAUUAUCGUUAACUGUAAAAAAGCAACAAACAAAAAAAAAGUGUACAGGACCUUAAAUCCAAAUGAAAUAAGAGUCAAAGUAGAAGAUACAUUUAAAAUAAUCAGAAAUAUUGAAAUUAAUAUUCUGAUUUCAAGCCAUUUCUGUUCAUGUAGUUAUAAUUCUUUUUUGCAGUGUGGCAAAUGCGUCGAAAAUAAAUAAAUCUUUGUAUCUGAGCACGUUUCACAGUUCGCUCAGAUGUGUUGCUAAUUUGUAAAUUUCCGAUGACCUCCCGAGAUGUCGUAGGUUGUCAGUUUACCUUUAGUUUUGUCUCUGUGUCAUAUUUAUUAUGCCUGAUAUGUUUUAUAUAUAAGAUAUUGUUUAUAAUGUUUCUUUAAUAUGAUUUGUACAUUUUUCCUUAAUGUAGUCUUAAUUUUAAUUUGUCGCCCGGGCAACAAUGUGCUCUGAACCAAAAAUCAUGUGUUUCCUGUUUUGGGGAAUGACUUUAAAAAGUGUCUUACACAAAUAAAAAUGAUAAAAGAUAAUAAACCAA
Molecule: messenger RNA, 5759 nt
Organism: Boleophthalmus pectinirostris (great blue-spotted mudskipper)
Lineage: Eukaryota; Metazoa; Chordata; Actinopteri; Gobiiformes; Gobiidae
Gene: plekhg5b
Product: pleckstrin homology domain containing, family G (with RhoGef domain) member 5b
Biological process (GO): Rho protein signal transduction; endothelial cell migration
Cellular component (GO): axon; endocytic vesicle; plasma membrane
Molecular function (GO): guanyl-nucleotide exchange factor activity
Source: RefSeq, a predicted model, not a curated record